GGCAAUCAUAUCAUAUUGUCAAAUUCAUUGACUGUUGUUGACACUAAUUCGCAUUUUCUUUCUACAAAUUUCUAUUUACAUUGCGUUCAUUACUCGAAAUACUUAGAAUUUAGUUUAAUAUUGUGUUAAGACUGUAAGCGUAAUCGUAUUUCUCGAAGUGUAUUAGUUAGAGAACAACAGUCAUGGCACACUACAAAGGAGCAGCUUCGGAGGCUGGUAGAGCCAUGCAUCUCAUGAAGAAGCGGGAGAAAGCUCAGCAGGAAAUAGAGCUCCGUAAGAAGAAAAUAGAGGAAGAACUUAAAAUAGACAACAUUGAGAACAAAUUUGCAACACAUUAUGAUGCUGUUGAGCAACAGUUGAAGAGCUCUACUAUUGGUUUGGUAACUCUUGAUGAAAUGAAGGCAAAACAAGAGCAUAUUGUGCGAGAAAGAGAGAAAAAAUUAGCUCAAAAGAAAGCUGAGAAGGAGAAAGAAAAACAGAAGGAAAUUGAAGCCAAGUUGGCACAGAAAAACAAACAAAAACGACAGAUCCAAGCCCUGUCCUUUGCCAUGAAUGAUGAAGAAGAGGAAGAAGAUAGUGGUCCUGAAACAAGUGGUAUAAAGAAGGAGACAGAAGAAAAAGGAUGGAGGGAGCAGGAAGAACCAGCUUUGAAGAAAAUUCGCAAGAAUCCAGAUGUGGACACAUCGUUUUUGCCAGACCGGGAGAGGGAGGAAGCAGAUCUCAAGCUUCGAGAGGAGCUGCGGUUGGAGUGGGUCAUGACUCAGGCCAGCCUUAAAGACGAGCCCAUCACUGUUACAUUCAGCUACUGGGACGGUUCAGGGCAUAGACGAAAUGUUACUUUAAAGAAAGGUAACUCAAUAUACCAGUUCCUUCAGCGUUGCCUAGACACAUUAAGGCCGGAGUUCAGCGAGCUAAAGACAGUUUCGGCUGACCAACUUAUGUAUGUGAAGGAGGAUCUCAUUCUGCCCCACCAUUAUACUUUCUACGAUUUCAUCGUCACCAAGGCCAGAGGGAAGAGCGGGCCUCUCUUUCAGUUCGACGCUUCCGAUGACGUCCGAUUGGUAAACGACGCCACGCAAGAGAAGCAAGACUCCCACGCCGGCAAAGUGCUUCUGAGGUCUUGGUAUGAAAGAAACAAGCAUAUAUUUCCGGCAUCUAGAUGGGAGCCAUAUGACCCCACUAAAACAUACUCCAAAUACACUAUAAAAGGAAAGUAGACUAUCCCCACUAUGUGAUUACUUUUAUAAAGCAAUAAUUAUUAAAAGCAACGAUAAAAUAAUUAAAUUAAUAAUAAAUUGAUAAGUAAUAAAACAGAACAUUGGUUUCUAUUGAUAAAAACAAUAAAUCGGCCAAGUGUUAGUCGGGCCCAGCGCAGCGCCUCAAGCGACUCGCUCAGUUUUCUUUGAAGGAAACUCAGUAUACAUUGUAACGCACACUUAUCGGCAUCAGAACAGCAUCGUCUCGCCUCGGCUCAAGCUAAGCGGUGCGUUGACAACUCUCAGUAACCGUAUUCACAUCUGGUUGAUGCCUCGCUUGCAACUUGCAACUCGCCGCCAGCGCGGGACGGCGCGCUUACCGCCUGUGGCUCGGGUGCUGUAAGCGCGAUGUCACCCAGUCCAGUCGUUGCCGCAUUGUUACAUCUCCGAGGUGCUUAGUCGCCUCCACUACGUGCUCACGUACUCGUUUGGUUGACGCCCAUUUGAUGGCGAGCUAGUGAGUCGAGCGGCGCUGGUCUAGUGCCGAGCUUUGAGUCGGUUAUCAGUGGAUGCAAUUCGCACGUCGCUCCGAUGUUUGAGCGAGCAACGCUAUGCGCGUAUUGUAGCGACAUCCCGCUCGCACAUCGGAUUGCCGUGCGAAUCGCAUCGAGUCCGGCAGGUGGGUAAAAUAGAUCACCUAUGAAGGCGGAUUUACACUCUCGUGCGAGUGGUGAGACAAGCCAUGAGCCGAGCCACGAGAGGCAUAUGUAAUCGGUGGGUUAGUGGCUCAUAUAUAAUUAUGUUUUUUUCCCUGUCGCAUCGAUCCUUGUAUUCAACCAUUAUUUCUUCACAUAGUAAAGUUUUCGAGGUAUGGGGACGGAGAUCUUUAAGGUCUUGGACGUCUUUUUCCAGACACAGCACUUUAUCGUCAAUGUUUAUGCAGCGAGUUUCGGAAUUAGUCAACUUAGGUCUAUAAGGAAAAAAUACUAAGUGUAAAAAUGUCG
Messenger RNA from Cydia pomonella (codling moth), 2200 nucleotides. RefSeq names its product protein FAM50 homolog. Gene Ontology annotation, cellular component: nucleus. The record is from RefSeq and is a predicted model, not a curated record. The coding region runs from base 183 to 1217 and encodes 344 amino acids. Gene Ontology annotation, biological process: chromatin organization. The transcript has 6 exons. NCBI's taxonomy places the organism in Eukaryota, Metazoa, Arthropoda, Insecta, Lepidoptera, Tortricidae.